Messenger RNA from Durusdinium trenchii, 701 nucleotides. The record is from the annotation of a GenBank genome assembly. Lineage: Eukaryota; Dinophyceae; Suessiales; Symbiodiniaceae.
AGCGCGGCUCAAGCAAGCUUUGGGUGGUCCAACUGCUCCCACCAGGAGACUUGUGAGGAAUAGUACUGGCAAUGUCUCGGAUGCGAAGGGUUCGGCUUUUACUGGCUGGCUUCGUCCUGGUACUUUCCACCCUGAAUAGCAUGGACAUGGAUGCCUUCAUCUCAGCUAAUCCAGGUCAACAGACCCAGAGGAGAGCCCUUCUUGUCCUGGCUUCGGCUGGCUUAUUUCCAGCACAAGCUCAUGCAGCCAAAAGUGCGCCCUCCAAAUGGGCUGGCAAAUGGGCUGACCCUGACUCGCCUGGAUGCCGCCGUGAAAUCGUUAUGAACUUUGACGGGACAAAGGGACGGCUCAUGGGAGCUGAGUCCACUGGAGUAAAUCCAGGCCUUACUGCAUUUGAGCUGGCACGAGAAAAAACUGAAUCGAAGAAGGGGGGUUGCUCUAGAGGUGACACUCUGCAGUUUUGGGAAGCAAAGCUGUACUCCGACGGCAAGGAGUCCAACGAGCUCACUAUAGAUUUGUCCAAGUCUGGACUGCCAGGUCCAAGCAAGGUGGUGGCGAAAUGGGAUGGAGAUGGCAUACUUUUCCCAGAUGGGUCAAAAUGGACCCGAACAAGUGGAUUUGCAGGCGGUAGAGGCAGUUAAGUUGGUGAAACUAGUGCACGCGACACAGCACCAGACAAACACUAAGACCAUGCGAGAGAA